AAGGGAGGGGGCGCCAUGUCGGUCUAACGCCGAUGAUGCCUCUAGCCGUACAACGGGGCAACAGAAAUCUAAGCGUGUACUACGAGCGGACAGAAGCAAUCCCUGUUUAUGUAUCUAUACAUCAAGCCUUUUGUACAAGAUAUCCUCGAGGAAUGUAAAGGAAGAACUGUCGGGGCCGAUGUCGCUCGGGCAUCUCCCUCCUUCCAGCGGCUCUUACAGAAGAUUCACAUGACCGCCCUGGGGAUUGCUCGAGCUGCUAGCGAGCAGAUCGAUAGACAUGAGCAUAUACUUAGCGGCAUAUGAGAACACCUACGGGCGGGAACAGACUGC
This is a messenger RNA of Trichoderma harzianum CBS 226.95, 330 nucleotides long. RefSeq lists its product as hypothetical. The transcript has a single exon. NCBI's taxonomy places the organism in Eukaryota, Fungi, Ascomycota, Sordariomycetes, Hypocreales, Hypocreaceae. The record is from RefSeq and is a predicted model, not a curated record. Bases 109 to 303 code for a protein of 64 amino acids.